This is a messenger RNA of Carica papaya (papaya), 778 nucleotides long. The record is from RefSeq and is a predicted model, not a curated record. NCBI's taxonomy places the organism in Eukaryota, Viridiplantae, Streptophyta, Magnoliopsida, Brassicales, Caricaceae.
UUCAAUCUGGAAGGACCAGUAGGUCAAGUUAAUGCUAUGGUUGUUGGCGACAACAUGCUUUUGGCAGGGGCGCAGGAUGGAACUAUUUUGGUCUGGAAAGGCAAUACUGAAACUGAUCCAUUUCAAAAAGUCGCUUGCUUGAAAGGCCACACUAGCCCUGUGGUAUGUUUAUGUAUUGGAAGGGGAAGGCUAUACUCAGGAUCAAUUGCUGGUACAAUAAGGGUUUGGGCCCUUGACACACUGCAGCUUGUUACAUCAUUGAAAGGGCAUAAAGAGGCAGUUACAUCUCUUCUUUGUUGGGAUCAGUUUUUGUUAUCAUGCUCAUUGGAUCGAACUUUAAAAUUCUGGGGUACAUCUGAAAAAGGUGUCUUGGAAGUAUUCUAUACGCACACUGAACAACAGGGUAUACUUUCACUCUGUGGGAUUGCUGAUGUGGAAGACAAACCAAUUUUGUUUUGCUCUUCUAAUGACAACAUUAUCCAUCUAUAUGACUUGCCAUCAUUCACUGAGCGGGGUAAGAUAUUUUCCAAACAUGAAGUUCGUCUAAUCGAGAUUGGGCCAGGAGGCCUCUUUUUCACGGGGGACGGAAGCGGCAAGUUGACCGUCUGGAACCUUUCAUCACUAUUGGGAUUGUAAAGGAGACAUUAGAGAAUUGUAUAGGACAAAGUCCUUGGUUAAAAUUGUUUUGGCUGUACAUAAAAAUUUUGUACCGCACAUGAUCUGUAUAUAUAUAACAAUAAUAAUUGCAAGUUAUUCAUUUAUUUGUGCAUUAGCUUAA